Molecule: messenger RNA, 3641 nt
Organism: Cladophialophora immunda
Lineage: Eukaryota; Fungi; Ascomycota; Eurotiomycetes; Chaetothyriales; Herpotrichiellaceae
Exons: 4
Coding region: 43-3159 (1038 amino acids)
Molecular function (GO): protein binding
Source: RefSeq, a predicted model, not a curated record
CUGAACUCUGUGAUCAUUCUUGCUGUUUCGUGAGGCUCGACAAUGGCCCAGACGGUGGCUGCGCGAGUUGUAGCAAUAGGAAACUACUACUGGGCGGCGGCGAGUGACGCAACACCAAAGACAGAGGCAUCAGAGGCACCACAGGCACCAGAGGCGGCGGCCACCAUCGAGUCUAAAUCCUCUUUGUCAUCAUGCGCUCCAAACAUUUGCCCUCCCAGCAGCGAGGUGCCGGUCGCCAGCUCCAAUGCGCACAUCCAACAACAGCCUCCUCCCUCUGCUUCUGCUCCUCCUUCCCACAGCAAACCAGAACCACAGCCGGAUGCUGCCAACAGUCUUCGUCGCGAUUACAAUUACGGCCUGACCCCAGGGACGGCCAGCGCAGCAGGCAACAUGUCUCCCAUCCUGACCGUGGGCUCAUCGGAGCCCCAGCCUGGCCCCGAGCCCGUCCUAGAUCCCAUCUCAAGGCAAAUCCUCGAGAGGACCCAGUCGCAAAGCAAAUUGCCUGCCUCUUCCCAAGGCGGUGUGCCUUCCAAGUCGCCUUAUGCAGACUCCGGGUAUUCCGACUCGGGCAGUCUGAAAGCCGAACCCGUCUCGUUGCGGCGGGUUAAUAGUAGCAACUCGGGCAAGGAGAAGAAGAAAGGCGUUUCCUUCCUCAGUCGAAUAAUGGGCAACAAGAAGCGUGACUCGUUUGACCUUCACGACGACAAUGCUUCAGAGGUCGGGUCCGAGUUUCGACCUGCUGGGGUCGAGGCCGAAGUCUUUUCCCAACCCGUCGGCUUCAUACCCAAGUUCCCUGCGCCGCCACGAUAUAUCAAGGUCAAGGCUCAAUAUAGGAAACAGAAGGACUUUGACAGGUUGUUCCUAGCCCAAAUACUCUUGGGGAUGCCGCCAUCCAAAAGCCGCAAGCCCGAGAUAGACUCGAAGAUCCACAGCAUCAACGAUACUCCUGGCGAUGUUGUCCCGCCGCUCCCAAGGAACUCGGCGAACAAUGCGAUAUGGGCCAUGGAAUUCUCAAAAGAUGGAAGAUAUCUCGCUGCUGCUGGGCAGGAUAGGAAGUUGAGGGUGUGGGAGGUCAUAUCAUCCGCAGACGAUCGAGAAAUGGAAGAGAAACUUGCGGAGACCGACAACGAUGGAGAGAAGGUCAAGCUCAAUGCACCGGUCUUCAAGAGUAAACUCAUUCGCGAAUAUGACGGCCACACAUCGAGUAUCCUGGACCUCAGCUGGAGCAAGAACAACUUUCUACUGUCUUCGUCCAUGGAUAAAACCGUCAGGCUGUACCAUGUGAGCCGGGCGGAAUGUUUGUGUGCAUUCAAGCACAACGAUUUUGUCACCUCGAUCCAAUUUCAUCCGCGUGAUGAUCGAUUCUUCCUGGCGGGCUCUCUGGAUUCGAAAAUACGUUUGUGGAGCAUACCAGACAAGAAUGUUGCAUACUGGACGCAGGUUUCUGACAUGGUCACAGCUGUCGCAUUCACCCCGGAUGGAAAGACCGCCAUCGCCGGUUGCUUGAAUGGUUUGUGCACCCUCUACGACACCGAAGGCCUCAAAGCGCAUUCUCAAAUUCACGUCCGAUCAGCGCGGGGCAAAAAUGCCAAAGGGAGCAAAAUCACGGGGAUUGAUACGAUCUCAGUGCCUCGAGAAGGCAGUCAGCCGGACGUGAAGCUCCUGAUUACCAGCAACGACUCAAGGGUGCGAAUGUACAACUUGAAGGAUAGGACCCUUGAGGUCAAGUUCCGCGGCAAUGAGAAUUCCUGCAGUCAAAUACAUGCCUCGUUCAGUGAUGAUGGGAAAUAUGUAAUCUGCGGGAGCGAGGACCGCAAGGUGUACAUCUGGCCAACAUCCGUCAAUGAACGGCCCGAGAAUGACAAGCGGCCGAUGGAAGUGUUCGAGGCCCACUCAGCCAUUGUCACCACCGCAAUUAUGGCACCUGAAAAGGCGAGACGGAUACUUGCACAGUCGGGAGACCCUCUGUACGAUCUCUGCAACCCGCCGCCAGUGACAUUGGUCAGUCGUGCAGACUCUGUCAUUUCGUCCCGCGCGCCCACAAACAACAGCAACCACUCAGACGACAAACAUAACAAGGACGAAGCGAGGCCAUCAGAAUCUCCUCGUCGUGCCCCGGAGACACCCGCCUAUUUAUCUCGUCAUUCACAUCCGGGUGGCCAGAUAAUUGUCACAGCAGACUACACUGGCCAAAUCAAGGUCUUCCGGCAAGACUGUGCUUUCCAGAAACGCAGACACGAGUCGUGGGACUCCAGCUCAAACUUCUCCAGGAAAAUGCUUGGUCGCAGCGGUUCUGUGGCAACUCGCAAUUCUGUGAAUUCCUCCACACACCGGAACUCAUUUGUUAUGAACCCUAAGACCCAGUCAACAGAUCGCAUCUUGAGCUGGAGGAAUUCGGUGAGUCCCAACGAUACAGCAAACAACAAUGCCUCGACAAGUAUGGUGGAUAUCCGGAGCCAGCUUGCCAACAACGAACGGUCCCGUAGCGCCUCGCCUAGGAAGAUCUUGGGCCAUCGUCUUUCACUUCACAGAUCGGCACCACCACGAAAAGACACUGUCACGUCUCCUAGGUCCCCUGAAUAUCACUCACCAUUACAACAGAUCCAGAACGGGCCCUCAAUUAAGGUCCAGUCGCCUCUGGCCGAGUCACCCGGCAGUUUCCACUCAGCAACCCAGAAAACUCCAGAUCAGGAGUUGCUCUCACCACAGGUAUCUCUGAAACCUUUACCUUCAAAUCCCACGCCGGGUGAUCUUCCACAUAGCCCGAACGAUCCGCUGUUCUUGGUGGACCAGCAGUCAUACCUCGCCUGGGACAUGAGGAGCACAUUAUUACCCAUGGCAAAGCAUAUGCCCCGUACGCCAGGCUUAUUAGGGGCGGACGGCAACCCUCUUUCCCGCGCUCCCAGCUACAUGAGCCAGUUGUCCAGUGAGCUCACUGGUUCAGAACGCGAUCCCAGCCCUGGCGGGAGCAUGGGUGACGAUGAGCGUAGGGCCUCGGCGGCAGAUAACAAGAACCGCAAAUCCCGGUCACGGAGGCGGAGCAGUGUGGGAAGCGACAGCGAUUUAAAGUGCAAAAAGUGUGGAGGCACGACGUUUAAAGCGACGAUGACAGAUAAGGGCCAGAGUUUCAGGUGUAAAAAGUGUGGGACUGCCGUGUGAUUCAUGCCAGCAUGUUGGGAGCAUUCAUUCGAGCCUUGGAUAAGGUAUUUGAAGGCACAUUUGGGCACACGGCCGUGGGCAACUCUACCUUUUGGAUUUCACCCGGCGACAGAUGUCUUGGUUUCUUCUCGAGAUGUUCGCAGAGGUACGCUCAACCGGAGCAACACAGAACUGAGGGCAGAGACACUCUACCCCGACGACGGCAACGAGAAGCCUCCGCUCUAUUCAACCACUCACUAUCGAUGUGCAGACGAAGGACGACGUUUUCAGUUUUUGUUUUGACGAAGCACGAGUAUCACGACUGCACUUCAUGAGCGUUCAAAUCAUCAAUGUACAAAUAGUUUGGCUACCGGGAGGGAAGGAUGCGGUCUAUCUAGUACAGGCAAAGUAUGAGUUGUAUGUACAUAUGGAAGUCAAGGCAUACACAAGGCACAUACAUAUAGAAGACAACCGAAAUGCGAAAGUGAACAGUCUUUCGAAAA